AUGUCGAAUCAUCAAGAGGACGACUCUAUCACGCCAUCAACUCCUCAUUAUGCCACCAAAUUUUCUUCUCUAUCGGGAUUUGGAUUGAAAAUCCUUGGAAAAUAUGGCUUUAAAACCGGUGAAGGAUUGGGAAGAAAAGGGGAAGGUAUCAAGUCUCAUGUAACCGCCACGAAAAAGUUUCACGAAAGUGGAAUGGGUAUUGGUGCUGAUAAAGAAAAAAAGCCUAAUUAUUGGUGGGAGAAUGCAUAUAAUGAAAAAUUAAUCUCAAUUAAAGAAAAGAAGAGAAAAAGCUCAUCAUCUUCCGAUAGUGAUUCAACAUCCUCAGAUUCUUCCGAUGACGAAGAUAAAAAAACAAAGAACGCGAAAAAAUCGAAGCAGAACGAAGCAGAGAAAACAUCUAAAGAUAGUGACAGUAGCAGCGACUCAUCUUGUAGUGACCAGGAUGAAAAGAAAGAAAAGAAGAAGCAUUGCAAAGUUGAAGGGUCUUCAGUUCUCGAUCCAGAGUUCUUUAAAGAAUGUGAAGGCAGAACUUUGAAAAAAUACCGACAAGUCGGAAAGGAAUCUCGGGCAAAGAAACAUGAAGAAGAUUUAAUUCAAAAACUGAAAGAAGCCAAAGAGAAAAUGGAAGCAAUGAGCAAUCAGCGAAAGUUUAAACAAGUUGUGACAGAGAAACGAAAAAUCCAACAAAAGAAGAUCAAAAUUGGUCAAUAUCGCGACGGUGACGAGUAA
This is a messenger RNA of Naegleria lovaniensis, 729 nucleotides long. RefSeq lists its product as uncharacterized. The coding region runs from base 1 to 729 and encodes 242 amino acids. Gene Ontology annotation, molecular function: nucleic acid binding. NCBI's taxonomy places the organism in Eukaryota, Heterolobosea, Eutetramitea, Acrasida, Naegleriidae. The record is from RefSeq and is a predicted model, not a curated record. The transcript has a single exon.